Molecule: messenger RNA, 841 nt
Organism: Solanum dulcamara
Lineage: Eukaryota; Viridiplantae; Streptophyta; Magnoliopsida; Solanales; Solanaceae
Product: pathogenesis-related genes transcriptional activator PTI5
Exons: 1
Coding region: 40-819 (259 amino acids)
Biological process (GO): ethylene-activated signaling pathway; regulation of DNA-templated transcription
Molecular function (GO): DNA-binding transcription factor activity; DNA binding
Source: RefSeq, a predicted model, not a curated record
CCUCAAGUAAUUUAAUUUCUACAAAUAUUAAUUAUUCAUAUGAAACAUUCUUUAAAGAUGACUACUCAUGUGGAAAAGAAUAGCCAACAAGAAGAUCAAGUAGCAUGUGAAGAGAUUCUAGAGAAUGUUUGGGCAAACUUCAUAUCCAAGAAUGAUCAAAAUUCUCAAAGGGUGACAAAUGAAAAAUAUUGGGAACAACUUCCAUGGAUAUCAAUGGGAGCUGAAACUUGGGAAGAUAUUCUUGAUGGAAUUAUUAUUCCUCCUCAUGAUGACAACAAAAAUUCAAACAACGAAUCAACAAGCAAAGAUGAUGAAGACGUUGUCAACAUUGAGAAGAAGAAGGAGAAAAAGAAGAUGGUAAUUAAUAAUAAUACGCGACACUAUAGAGGGGUAAGGAGGAGGCCAUGGGGAAAAUACGCGGCAGAGAUAAGGGAUUCAUCAAGAAAAGGAGCUAGAGUUUGGCUAGGGACAUUUACUACUGCUGAAGAAGCUGCUAUGGCUUAUGACAAGGCAGCUUUGAGAAUUAGAGGUCCCAAGGCCUACUUAAAUUUCCCACUUGAAAUUGUUGCUCAAACCAUGGGAAUAUCUAAUUUUCCUCAUGAAAAAGAACGGACAUUUUCAUCAUCAAGUCAACAUAAUUCAAGGAAAAGGGUAUCAAGGGAUUGGAACAUGUAUGAAAAUUUAGAUGAAAUUAAUCAAUUGCCUGUGGAGAAGAAAAUUAUGAGAAGCAUGGAGGAGGAUCUUUUGAAUGACUUGGAUAUCCUAGAGUUUGAGGAUCUUGGAAGUGAUUAUUUGGAUAGUUUAUUAUCCUCUUUGUGAUAGAACAAAUAUUGUAAGUUUU